This is a messenger RNA of Lingula anatina, 5575 nucleotides long. Its product is annotated as leucine-rich repeat- and IQ domain-containing protein 1. Lineage: Eukaryota; Metazoa; Brachiopoda; Lingulata; Lingulida; Lingulidae. The record is from RefSeq and is a predicted model, not a curated record. Gene Ontology annotation, molecular function: protein binding.
CAGUAUGAGCUCUGAAGAAGAAGAGGCCUUGAUUGAGGCUGAAAUACAAAAACAGCUAGAUUUAAUUGAUGAAUUUGAGGCAAAUGAAACCAUAGAAGAUGGGGGUAUUGAAGAGGAUAUUACCAUUGCAGGAGAUGAGGUUGAGCAGAAGAGAAGACCUGAGCUUGAGGCACCUGAGUCACGGUUGGACUUCUUUACAAUAACAUCUGAAGUCGAAAAAGAACUGGAAGAAUGUGACGAGAUCCUGAAGGAAGCAGAUGAAAAGAAGAGAGAUGACUUUAGGGGCAUUUCAGUUGUGUUGGCAGAUCUUGCCAGUGAAGCAGGAGAAGAUCCUGAAGCUUUCAGACAAAAGAUGUUAAAAGAGAUUGAAGAAUAUGAAGCACAAGAAGUCAAUGGUGGUAUGCAGCAACACUUUGAAUUGAAACCAGAAGAAGCUGUUGUCUCCUUGAUCUACGAAAGUGACAUUUUAGAAAGUCAACUAAGGGAGCAAAUCAGAGAAUUUGAGGAAAAAAGGAUUCAGCAAGAAGAAGAAAGGAAACAGAUUGAGACAAAGAUGAAACAAGAGGCUGACAGAAGAAUGGCACAGUCAGAUGCCCAAAGAAAACAGAAACUGGAAGAGAUAAAAAAAGAAGAACAGCUUUUCCAAGAGAAAAAUGUUGUUAAACAAGCCGAGGUGAAUUCUACGGUACAAAUGGAACAGAAGAAGUUUGAAGAAUCUAUGAAAAAGUUUGAAGAAGAACUGCAUGAAUUAGAGGUGAAAACAAAGGAAGAACAGCAAGAGUUGGAACACACUCAGAGACUUCGUGCUGAAAGAAUUGAACAACAGAGAAACAAGGCUGCAAUAACACUACAGGCUCACUUCAAAGGCUACAGAGUUAAGAAAGAACAUGCAUCACAUCUUCAGCAUGUUAAAGAAGAACGUCUCAAAAAGAAAAUGGAAGUAAGAAUAAAAAUAGUGGAAGAAGAAAGGAAACACAGAGAAGAGGUGAAAAAACAAGAGGAAAAUGAAAAAAUAAAGAAGCAACAAGAAGAAAAGGAAUUGCUGGAAAAGAAACAAAGAGAAGAACAAGAAACAAAGAGAAAAAUGAUGGAAUUAGAAAUGAAGAAAAAGAUGGAAGAAGAAAAACAAAAGCAAGAAGAGGAAAGCAAACAACAAGAAGAAAGAGAGAGAAAAAGAAAAGAAGAAGAAGAAGAAGCAGAGAGAUUAAAGAAAGAAGAAGAGAGACAGAGACAAGAAGAAGAAAAAAAGAGGAAGGAAAAAGAGGAACAAGAUAGGAUGAGAAAGGAAGAAGAAGAAAGACUACAAAGGGAAGAAAAGCAAAGAAAAGAAGAAGAAAUGAGGAGGAAGAAAGAAGAGGAAAAACAAAAACAACUGCAAGAAGAAAUUAGAAAGAAAGAAGAAGCAAAACGCAAAUUAGAGGAAGAAAAUAAGCGACUAGAGGAAGAGAAAAUAAAGAAACAGUUAGAAGAAGAGAGAAGAAAGGCUGAGGAGAAGAAGAAACUGGAUGAAGAAGAACUUAAAAGAAAGAAAGAGGCUGAACAAAAGAAGCUUGAAGAGGAUAGGAAGCCCAAAUCUCCUGUGCUGUCCCUUCCUCCAGAGUUGGAAGAGCAGAGGCUGGCAUGGAUACAGAGUUCUAUUCCUUGGAGCAAAGUAGCUGGUGAGUUGAAGACUAAAAAAGUAGCAGCAGCCAAGAGAGCUCCAAGGAGGCCAGUUUCUGCCAAAAACCUAUCACUUCUUGGUGAAGACAUCAUACUUAAUGCAGCUAAAGUCAAUGCACUGGCACAGGUGACUACAGUUGUCUUGAAGGAUCUCCCAGGCAGUGUUCUCAACACUCUCUCACAGUGUCCCAAGCUCAAAGCUCUGUCCAUGGUCAACUGCGGGCUGGUUGCCUUGGAUGGACUGGAGGACUGCAAGGAGUUACAGUACAUUGAUUGCAAGAGUAACGAGUUGGAGAUGGUAAACCUGAAGGACCUAAGUAAUCUCCUUUACCUUGACAUCUCCCACAAUUCUCUUACCUCCAUCCAUGGGCUAGAGGGCUGCUCAGACCUACGCUACCUUAACAUGUCCAACAACAAGAUAACAAGAAUAGGAGGCCUAGGUCACUUGAAGAGGUUGCACACAUUAUUGCUGUCCCAUAACCAGCUGAUAUCAACCAGGGGCUUAAGUGAAGCUCCCACAAUACAGUGUUUAGACUUAUCCCAUAAUCAUCUUCCAACUGUAGAAGACCAUGAGAAACUCUGUCUUCUACAGUCUUUGAAUUUGAAAGGAAAUAACAUUCUUGAGGUCCCAAGUCUUAGUAACCAUGUUCUUCUUUAUUUGCUCAUCUGCGAAGAUAAUAGCAUAUUCUCCAUGAACAGUUUGUCCGAGUGCUGGCUGCCACUUCUGAGGACAUUAUCCUUACGGCAGAAUAGCUUAGGUGCAAUUGGUUCGCUGAACAGAUGUGUUACUCUGACAUUCUUUGAUGCAAGUAACAAUGAGAUCUUGGAGCUUAACAGUUUUAUUCCUGGCUUGGCAGAGUGCAAUAUGUUGACCGAUCUUAAGAUGGAAGGCAAUCCUGUAACAGAGGAGACAGAAGUCAGGUCUUCCCUACUGUCUUGUUUGCCUCGUCUACAAUGUCUUGAUGGUGCUACAGUCUGCAGCUCAAUGAAGUGUCCACCUAGAACAGUGUUUGAUAUCAUGUGUGAAGCUCAAGUGAAACGGUUCUCUUGUCUAGAGGAUGGGUACCUGAAAUCACUGCGGUCCUGUCAUGCUAACUUUGACAAGCUAAUCCAGACUCACAGAGAAUAUUUUGAUGCUAGUCACCAACUUGCAGUUGAUAUUAGAUACUGCCAUGAAUAUGGUGAGGUUACUCUUCCAUCUGAACCUGUAUUGGCUCAGGCUGAGGAUAAAACGCUUCAUAAUCACAACUCGACUUUCAACAAUGCAGGAGAAAUUUCUCCCAGAGACAAUGCUACUAUGCAUAAUGGGCCCAGUGCACCUCAGCCUGGCUAUUCUGUGAUACAGUCCAAGAAAUCUAGUGACUUCAAGUCAAACUUAGUACCGUCCCCACCGACUUCUGCUAAAAAAACCAAUGUGAGACCUUUCAGUGGAAAGAACAAAUUUGAAGCAGCACUAAGUAAAGCCCAACAGGGUGCGAGUGGUGGAAAUUCUGAUCUUAAACCUGGGGUCUCGACUGAUUUGCAAAAUGUGACUCAUAACCAGACAUAUGAUCACACAGUUAAAGCCUCACCUCACUCAGUUGCUGAAUUGACUACCACACAGGAGGCAUGUUUGACCAAAAAAGAUGACUAUGCUCUAGCCAGUGGUGGAGGAAGCUUUAAUAGAGAUGAAGCUGUCUUUAAAAGGAAAAGCUUGCAAGAGAUAGCAGCCACCAAGGUCCAAAGCCUGUGGAGGGGAUAUGUAGUGAGAAGAGAUAUUGACAAUCAAGUUCAGUUUUGGCUGGCUGCAACAAAGAUCCAGGCAUUAUGGAGGGGUUAUAGAACCAGAAAGCUACUGUCCAACGCCAUCAACUAUGCCAGGCAGGACGACUCUGAUGAGGACUUUGCUGAAAUUGACCUGUCUGCUUUCGACUAUCAGGAGGCUGAUUUGGAUGCACCUUGGAAGCCACCAGAUACUCCACAAUUACCUGGAAACCAUCCAGUACUUGGUAGACCAUGGUCAGGUCUAGAUCCCCACCCUCCACCCAGGCAGGCAUGGAGGAGUGCUGACUCCCCUUCAGUGGCUGGGGAACCCCAGGGUAAACCACCACGUCCUCCCAGCUCCAGCCUCAGUGGUGCAGAGACACACAGAACAGGAAUGUCCAAGAUGUCCAAAAAAGAUGAGCUCUCAGAAGAAUGGGGCUUCCAUGACAGUAGAACAGCUGAACUCAUGCUGCAGAGAGCCAAGAAACUCAAGUACAAUGCAGAGAAGAGAAAGAAGCUAAACAAGCUAGAUCCUAAGCAACGUCUGGCACUAUUCCGUAAGGGUGAUCAUCAUGGAGUCAAGACCCCUGUGCAGAAACCUGUGAGACCCAUGGUGCAGAGGAAGGAAUAUUUUCAAGCAAUGCAUGAAGAGGCUGCAAGGAAGGAAUAUGAAAAGCAGGAGGAAAAUGAAAGUAAAGUGCAGAGAACAUUUGAGUGGUUACAUACCCAAGUGGGUGAACAUGAUGUUUCAGAUUCAAAAAUAUAUAAAAGGCCUGUUCGUUUUGGCAGUGAAGGCAACCUUCCUCAACUGCAUCAAGAUGUCUUGUCUGGUGGCAGAGUUUCAUUGGUGGCCAGCCCUGCAUCUAUGGAGCUACAGUCAGUCAGAAGUGCCAGUACAACUGGAGACAGGACAAAGAGCAGACGACACUCUGUGGAGGAGACAAGCCCAAGAGGUGGACUGGAGCUUCCAGCAAUAAAGACUAGUUCAGCGCCAAGUAUGAGAGUCAAAGAGAGAAUUUCCUGGCGUAACCCAGAGGUGAACAAAAGCUCUGGCUGGGGAAGUGGGAAAAGAAGAAUAAUUAAGUGAUGGUUAACUGAUGUCCCACCCAACAAGGCUUUGUUCUACUGCCUAGUGGUGCAAGACUGCUCUUUCUGUUCCUCAGGGCGACUGUGCCCUUUACAGUACUGAACCUCAUCCUGUCCAUGCCAUAACAGGACUCUGUGUCCUUCUUCAGCACUGAAUCUGAUUCUGUUUAGCAGCUACUAGUAGUGAAACAUGUCAUCAUGAUGGUUCUUUCUUUUUUCAUAAAUAAAAGACAGAUGAUUGAGGAAGGCCUAAAGAGACAAGUUCAGACAGUCUGAGUUAGCAAUUGUGGCUGUAUGUUCAACUGAAAUAAAUAAGAGCAAAAUACCAUUACUGAUUGGAACCAUGGGAAAAAAAUUAUCCAGACAUUACAUAUCAUGAGGAUAACCUUGAAUUGUUAAUCUGUGUGAGCCUCAGUGAUGAAUGCCACUCUGAUUCUCUGAAGAAUAUUCUGAGUGAUAAUUUUUGUGCAAAUCGCCUUCUUGAAAUUUACAUCUUCAUCUAAUUAUAAGGAAUUCUUAAUUUUUUAUCCAUGGAGUAAAUCAAACCAGAAGAAAUAUUUUCAGUAUGUUUGCAUUGUUUUACAAAAAAUGUUGAUUUUAUGUACAAGAAAACUGAUUACAUCUUAAUACAAAUUUAAAAACUUAACUCCUGAAAUAUUUUUAUAUUUCAGUUAUUAAUGGUAUGAGUAUGUUUUCAACAAUUUUACGUUAUUGAUUUGGAAUGAUUGUUUUUACACUCCACAUGUGUUGACAUAAUGUUUUCGAGCCAGAUGUUAUGUAAUGAUCAGCUAUAUUUAAAAUUCAAGUGCUAUUUCAAUUGACUUAUUCCUCUUAUUCUGGCCCUGCCUUUCCUAUCAGUACUGCCUAUUGUGUAUGUGUUAGCCUUUGCCCCUGCGGUCAAUGUAAACAGAAGUGAUGAAGGAAGACCACUCGGCACAUAUUUACAGUCCGUCAGUUUUCACCAGUGCAUUCUGAACCUUUUUUAAAUAUGUUGUGAUAGACUUGUCAUAUUUUACUGCUUAGAAGGUUUUUUCUUUGAAUUAUUAAUUUAUAUAUACAAUAAAUUUUAAAAAAUAAUAAGUGAAAA